AUGAUGAAACUUUCAUAUUUAUUAGCUUUAUUAAUAGUAUUGAUUGCCAUUGUCAAUCAAAACGGUGUCAAUGGAGCAUAUAGACCAAAACCUGAUGGUCCACGUCCCAAUACAAGUCCAUGUUGUAAUGCAGUAUACAAUCCAACUACCCGUAAAACCUAUUGUAAUGGUCCAGUCAAAAAAACCAAUAUGUUGAGAGAAGCAAGAUGUAUUGAAGAUAAAUACUUUACCAAUGUAACAGGUGUAUAUGAAUGUGAAAUUGGUUGUAGUACCUUAUGGUUUACUAAUUAA
Cavenderia fasciculata is the source of this 291-nucleotide messenger RNA. RefSeq lists its product as uncharacterized. The coding region runs from base 1 to 291 and encodes 96 amino acids. The record is from RefSeq and is a predicted model, not a curated record. The transcript is spliced from 2 exons. NCBI's taxonomy places the organism in Eukaryota, Evosea, Eumycetozoa, Acytosteliales, Cavenderiaceae.